AUGAACAAAGACACACGCAUUCUUAUCGUCGGAGGAGGGUGUUUUGGAACCUCGACUGCUUACCACCUUUCUCAACGAGGCUACAUCUCUAUUCGCGUGCUUGAUAGAUACCCACCGCCGUCUUGUGAGGCUGCAGCGACCGAUAUCAGCAAGAUCAUUCGCAGUGAUUAUAAUGAGCCACUCUAUGCGCGACUCGGCAUUGAAUCAAUUGCUGCAUGGCGCUCUUGGCCUAUGUUCCGUGGCCUUUAUCAUGUUCCUGGCUGGAUCUUAAGUGCCGCCAACCUUUCUAUACCAUUUGUUGAGGGGUCGAUCGACACGUGCAAGAAACUUGGAGUCCAGGGUCUAGAGAGACUUACUCCGGAGCAAAUUCGUUCGCGUUUUCCGGUUGUCAAGGGCCUGUUAGACGGCUGGAAUGUCAACAUUUGGAAUCCAACAGCGGGCUGGGCGGCUGCAGGUCAAGCCCUGGAACAAAUGGCCAGGGUUGCCCAACAACAGGGUGUGGAAUAUAUUUCCGGAGACAAGGGCUAUGCAAGGAAAUUGAUCUUUGAUGAGAUUUCCCAGGAAUGCAAAGGCGUGAUCUGCGCUGAUGGAGCGCGUCAUGAUGCAGAUUUGGUCAUCAUUGCAACUGGCGCAUGGACUCCUUCUCUAAUCGACUUGCAAGGCCAAUUGACAGCGAAAGGUCAUGGUGUUGCACAUAUCCAGCUUACACCAGCUGAGACAAAGCACUAUGCUGCGAUGCCUAUCAUGGAUAAUCUUGAGCUUGGCUAUUUCUUUCCUCCCAAAGAAGACGGUGUCUUCAAAUUAGCACACAGUCAAUUUGUCACCAAUCACCAGACUGACAAAAACUCGGCUAUCACAACAUCAAUCCCUCAUACUUUUGUGCAAAGCCCGCCAGAUGGACUCCCGCUCGAAAUUGAGGCUACGAUGCGUCGGAAUCUGCGCCGUGUCUUCCCUGAACUGGCGGACCGACCUUUUUGCUAUACUCGACUAUGUUGGGAUGCGGACACGGCAGACCGUCAUUUUCUUGUUACUCCCCACCCUGGUCACAAGCAACUGUUUUUAGCAACCGGUGGCUCAGCCCAUGGAUUUAAAUUUCUUCCGAUUAUUGGGAAGUAUGUUGUAGAUCUUCUAGAAGGGAAGCUUGAUGCUGAAACGGUGGAAAAAUGGCAAUGGCGCGCUGGCCAGAAUUUUGAAACGAAGAACCUUGCACAUAUGGAUCCAGAGCUAGAAUUAGCUGAUCUGACCGGUUGGAAAGAUAGACAAGUGCGUGAAGGGAAGCAGUCAUCAAAAUUGUUAUACCUAUAUGAUUAG
Penicillium malachiteum is the source of this 1311-nucleotide messenger RNA. Its product is annotated as FAD-dependent oxidoreductase. Gene Ontology annotation, molecular function: saccharopine oxidase activity; flavin adenine dinucleotide binding; sarcosine oxidase activity. Bases 1 to 1311 code for a protein of 436 amino acids. NCBI's taxonomy places the organism in Eukaryota, Fungi, Ascomycota, Eurotiomycetes, Eurotiales, Aspergillaceae. The transcript has a single exon. The record is from RefSeq and is a predicted model, not a curated record.